AUGACGCCGCCCGUCGAUCCCCCCACACACAUUACCCUCCGCCUCAAAGUUCCCCCGGGUCACAUUGACGGCGAUCCAGACUCCUUCGUUCUUCCCUCCCCAGUUCCCGUCGACACAACGCUUGGUCAAGUGCGAGACCUGAUCCACACUUCGCUCCCCACCAAUCCGGAACCCGCACGUCAGCGACUGCUCUACUUUGGCCGAGCAUUGGUGGACAAUGACCAGACACUUGCGAGCGCGUUGAACAUCACGAGAGAGCCCAGCCAAACGGAAUAUAUCGUCCACCUAGUGGUGAAGGCUCCGGAAUAUGUUGYGCCUGCAGGGCGCGCUGCGACUCCGCCACCGGAGCCAUUCCCCAACGAGGAUGAGCAACGCCUUCUACGAGAAAUGGUAGAUUGGCCAGGAAGACUACCGGAGACGAGACUGCCGGAGACGCGAGAAGAGCUGGAACGACAGCGACGAGUUGAAUUCCUCAGGAGGAGGCUUACAACGUCGGUGAGACAAGUUCCAGUGCGGCAGCCGUUCCAUGGACCCCUGGGGGCCGCUGGAAUCCCCCAGCURCCACUGCCCGAUGCGCCUCCACAGCUACCACUGCCCAAUGUUGCUUUCCAGCAAGCACAGCUCAAUGCACCUCCCCUUCCAGGGCAGCCCCGCACGCACAACCUCUUCGUGCAAGGUGUUGGACCAUACGGAGCGCGAUUCGCCGUCCAUGACCAACAGCGUAUUUUCCAACAUCCUGUCCCAAACCCGCUCCACCCUGCGCCAGCCGUCCGCGAAGAUCCAGCAGAGGCAUUCAAUUCAGGACUCGCGCUCGGCCGUGUACGCGAGCAGAUCGCCGACCUGAACCGUUUGCUGCAAGAGCAUCGUGCCGAGUAUCAGGCGGAACAUGUCACGCCGGAGCAAAAUGCACACAUUGCACGCAUUGUGCGCAUGCAAGAGCAGGCGCGCAAUGUCCACGAUUACAUCCAAUCCACAGUCCCUCACUCGACUUUGAACCGUCGUCACGCCGGUAAUACAUAUUACAUCCCGCCUCCAUCGCAACAUGCUACGUACCGAGUUGGAAUGGCUCGCUCGAUCCGUGUUCCGCCUCCAGAAAACCCAGAGAACGUGACUUGCUACCUCCUCUCUGACUCAACCGGAUCACCUCAAGCUCUCCUUAUGAAGCCUCAACACGGAACCUUUACGGGAACUUUGAACAACAGCGCAAACGUUCAUGCGAACCAUGCAACACCAGCGAUGCAGCCACAGCCACAGCCACAGCCCGCGGGUCUGGAUCAAGCGCGGGUUGUUCAGGCGAGGCGUGCGCCAUGGAAUGGUGACGCGGUCGCCAUCAACCCAGUGGGACUCUUCCUCCGCCACUUCUGGCUGCUGAUGAGAAUCAUGAUCUUCAGCUACUUCCUGCUAGGCUCCAACAUGGGCUGGCGUAGGCCAUUGGCACUCGGCGCAAUCGCCCUGGGUUUCUGGCUCAUGAGGGCGGGGAUGCUAGGAGAUGGAGGUGUGAUCAGAGGUUGGUGGGAAGACAUUGUUAGGGAAGGUGCUGCUGCUGUGGAGCCGGCCCGCCCUGCUGGUGCCAUGCCUACGCCAGAGGAGGUUGCCAGGAGAUUGAUGGAGGAGAGAAGGAGAGGAGAGAAUGAGUGGGCGCGAUGGGGAAGAGAGAGGGUCAGGGCUGUUGUGUUGCUGCUUGCCAGUCUCUGGCCAGGAGUUGGAGAGGCUUUUGUCAGGGCUCGAGAGGCCGAAGAGCGAAGACUUGCCGAGCUAGAGGUUGCUGAAGCGAGAAGAAGAGAAGAGGAAGCUGCGCGAGUAGCCGCGGAGGAGGUCGUUAACAAUGAGAGCGAAUCGACUGAUGCCGCGGGUGCCGGCGGUGAGCAGGCGGAGGUUAAGAGCCAAGCCGUCAGUGAGGGAACGGCUGCGUCUGCUGGGGAAGCGACUCCCACUGGUCAACAGGUCUCGGAUGCGGAGCAGAGCAGAGGGCCUGAGCUGUCCGAUGCUUCCUCUUCUUGA
Ramularia collo-cygni is the source of this 2001-nucleotide messenger RNA. RefSeq lists its product as uncharacterized. The transcript has a single exon. Gene Ontology annotation, molecular function: protein binding. NCBI's taxonomy places the organism in Eukaryota, Fungi, Ascomycota, Dothideomycetes, Mycosphaerellales, Mycosphaerellaceae. The coding region runs from base 1 to 2001 and encodes 666 amino acids. The record is from RefSeq and is a predicted model, not a curated record.